UCAGAUUCUGACGAGACACACGCACAUGGAAACUUGGAGAGACGCAGGACAGGAUCCCGGCGGCAGAGGGACAGAGGGAAAGGGGACCCCGGGACGGCAAAGGCACAGAGCAGGCGCUGGCGGCGGCGGCGGGGCAGGUCGGCCGUCCCGGCAGAGGGCGCGCGGUCGCCCUGUCGCCCUCCGCUCCGCUGGGGUCACAGUGCCCCCUCCCCCGCGCCCUGGCCGCCCUGCCGGGCUAUUUUUACGCGCGGACACCGGACACCGAGCUGGGGCUGGGGCGGCGGCGGCGGCCGAGGCGGGGCCGCACCGGGGCCGGGCAUCGGGGCCACACGUCCGUUCGCGGGUCGCCGGGGCUGCGCGCGCCAUGGAGCCGCGGUGCCCGCCGCCGUGCGGCUGCUGCGAGCGGCUGGUGCUCAACGUGGCGGGGCUGCGCUUCGAGACGCGGGCGCGCACGCUGGGCCGCUUCCCGGACACUCUGCUAGGGGACCCCGCGCGCCGCGGCCGUUUCUACGACGACGCACGCCGCGAGUACUUCUUCGACCGGCACCGGCCCAGCUUCGACGCCGUGCUCUACUACUACCAGUCGGGCGGGCGGCUGCGGCGGCCGGCGCACGUGCCGCUCGACGUCUUCCUGGAGGAGGUGGCCUUCUACGGGCUGGGCGCGGCGGCCCUGGCGCGCCUGCGCGAGGACGAGGGCUGCCCGGUGCCGCCUGAGCGCCCCCUGCCCCGCCGCGCCUUCGCGCGCCAGCUGUGGCUGCUCUUCGAGUUUCCCGAGAGCUCGCAGGCCGCGCGCGUGCUCGCCGUAGUCUCGGUGCUGGUCAUCCUCGUCUCCAUCGUCGUCUUCUGCCUCGAGACGCUGCCUGACUUCCGCGACGACCGCGACGACCCGGGGCUUGCUGCUGUAGCCGCAGCUGGCCCGUUCCCCGCUCGGCUGAAUGGCUCCAGCCAAGUGCCUGGAAAUCCACCCCGCCUGCCCUUCAAUGACCCAUUCUUCGUAGUGGAGACGCUGUGUAUUUGUUGGUUCUCCUUUGAGCUGCUAGUACGCCUCCUGGCCUGUCCAAGCAAGGCGAUCUUCUUCAAGAACGUGAUGAACCUCAUCGAUUUUGUGGCUAUCCUGCCCUACUUUGUGGCACUAGGCACCGAGCUGGCCCGGCAGCGAGGGGUGGGCCAACAGGCCAUGUCACUGGCCAUCCUGAGAGUCAUCCGAUUGGUGCGUGUCUUCCGCAUCUUCAAGCUGUCCCGGCACUCAAAGGGCCUGCAAAUCUUGGGCCAGACGCUUCGGGCCUCCAUGCGUGAGCUGGGCCUCCUCAUCUUUUUCCUCUUCAUCGGUGUGGUCCUCUUUUCCAGCGCGGUCUACUUUGCCGAAGUCGACCGGGUGGACUCCCAUUUCACUAGCAUCCCUGAGUCCUUCUGGUGGGCGGUGGUCACCAUGACUACAGUUGGCUAUGGAGACAUGGCACCUGUCACUGUAGGUGGCAAGAUAGUGGGCUCUCUGUGUGCCAUUGCCGGCGUGCUGACCAUUUCCCUGCCUGUGCCCGUCAUUGUCUCCAAUUUCAGCUACUUUUAUCACCGGGAGACAGAGGGCGAAGAGGCUGGGAUGUUCAGCCAUGUGGACACGCAGCCUUGUGGCCCACUGGAGGGCAAGGCCAAUGGGGGGCUGGUGGAUGGGGAGGUACCUGAGCUACCACCUCCACUCUGGGCACCCCCAGGGAAACAUCUGGUCACCGAAGUGUGAGGGACAGUUGAGGUCUGCAGGACCUCACACCUCCCUAGAGGGAGGGAGGGAGGGCAGGGUGGAGGGCAAGGCUGGGGGGAGGGGAUUGGGUUUAGGAAGAGCUAGGUUAAGUGGUAACGAGUGGGGAAACACUGAGUCUUGUUGGGUCUUGGGUUGUGUGGUUUGGUAGCUCCUGUGGGUAUCUCCUGAAGCAGCAGCGAAUGGCAAUGAGUUGUGUUGUGUUAAUGAAGACUCAAUUGGUUCAUAUUACACUGAGUUGUGCAAAGCUCAUGGAGCCUUUUGGGGUAGUGUUGAGAUAGGUUUGGUCAUAUCAUUUUGUGAGUUUCCUAGUCAGUGUUGGGUUUCGUUGGGUUGUGAGUCUGGGUGAGUGUUGUCUAGCUGCAUUAUGUAGGAUUCUGUGGUUUGGUGGGUCCCCUAGGGCCAUGUUGGGUCAAGUUAGAUGGUCCCCCAUGGCAUGGUUGAGAUUGAUUGUGUGUGGUGUUCAGUUUCAUUGAGACAUGGUGGAAAUUGUGUAGCUUUGUGAUUCUUCCAGGGCCAUGUUAUUUUAAGUUCUGUGAACUUGUGAGUCAUGUAGAAAUGUAAAGAGUCAAGUGGUAGAAUUUGAGCUUUCUAGGUAACAUUGGGUUAAGUAUGUAUGACCAAAUUAAUCUUGUAGAAUUCUGCUGGGCUGAAUUGUGUAGAGGUGUGUGGCUAGACAUUUUUCACGGCCACAGCGAGUUGAGUUGUGUUGAGUUAUACAACCAUAUGGGCCUUGUAAGGCCAGUUCAGUUGGGUCAUGCCACUGUUUGAAUCUCAUAGGGCCAUGUUGAGUUGAGUUCCAUUGAGUUGUGUCACUAUGUGAGUCCUACAGGAAGUUGGGUUGAGUUGGACUGUGUGAGUGAGUUCCAUAGGGCCACAUCGGGCUGUUUUGCGUUUAGUGGUAGCACCAGGACCCAAAGGUAAUAGCAAUGAGGAAGUAUCGUGUAUCAGGGAGCAAAUGCGGUGGCGAGGGCUCUGGGAGAUGUGCUGAGCUGGCUCCCCAGCUCACUGUAGGGGGUGGGACUGGAUUCUCUAUCCAUGGGAUUGGGUGUUCAUCCAGAGGUGACUGGGGUGAACUAGGAAAAGGUGGAUGCUCCUCCUCUUUACCCCACAUCCACUUUAUUGUGCUGUUCACCCCCAAUCUCCCCUACAGUUCUAUGCUCAGACAUGGAGGUCAGAGCCACAAGGGAAGGGGGAGAGGGGGAGAAAACUGUACUCUGUCCAGACAUGAUAGAGGGACAGAGCCAAAAGGAUGGGGAAAGAGACCCAGAAAAAGGAAGAGAUGGAAACCCAGAGAGACAGAGACCCAAAGGGAGCAACAUAGAGACUCAGGGAGAGGAAGACAAAGACCUGGAGGGUGGGGUAUGGCAGAGAUGCAGAAAAGGGGAACAGAAAUCCAGAGUGAGAAGGUGACAGAGACCAAGAGCAGGGGAUAGAAGCCGGGCGAAGUGGCCCACACCUGUAAUCUCAGCACUCUGAGAGGCCAAGGAAGGGGGAUUGAUUGAGGCCAGAAGUUCAAGACCAGCCUGGGCAACAUGGUGAGACCCCAUCUCUACAAAAAAUAUAAAAAUUAGCUGUGGUGGCACAUGCCUGUGAUCCCAGCUACUCAGGAAGCUGAGGCAGAAGGAUCCCUUGACCCUGAGAAAUAGAGGCUGCAUUGAGCCAUGAUUGCAUCACUGCACUCCAGCCUGGGUAACAGAGGGAGCCCCCGUCUCAACAAACAAACAAAAAGAGUGGGGGGACAGAGACCCAGGGGGCAGUGUCAGGCACCCAGAGUUAGAGACAGAACAACAGAGUCUCAGGGAAAGAGAACCACAAUAGAAAAAGGCAGAAAAGGCCAGGCGCGUGGCUCACGCCUGUAAUCCCAGCACUUUGGGAGCCCGAGGUGGGCAGAUCACGAGGUCAGGAGAUGGAGACCAUCCUGGCUAACAUGGUGAAACCCCGUCUCUACUCAAAAUACAAAAAAAUUAGCCGGGUGCGGUGGCGGACGCCUUUAGUCCCAGCUACUCCGGAGGCUGAGGCAGGAGAGUGGCGUGAACCCGGGAGGCGGAGCUUGCAGUGAGCCGAGAUCGCGCCACUGCACUCCAGCCUGGGCGACAGAGCGAGACUCCGUCUCAAAAAAAAAAAAAGAAAAAAGAAGAAGAAAAAGGUAGAAAAAGUUGGUGCCCCCGAACCCAAGAGUGACGUACAGUCUAUUCCAUAGAAUCACAGAACGAUCCUGAACCAGGCCUGUCACCUACCCUCCCCGAAGCUCAGGAAGGCUGUCAGACAGGCUGGGGGCCUCACUCUGUUUUCCAGGGGAGAAACCUGAGUCUCAGAGCAGGGGAGUGGCUUCCCAAGGUCUCGCAGCUUGUCCCCAGGGGCCAGGCAGGCUGUCUGUCUGCUUCACAUGGUCCCGUCAGCCUGCUGGGACACACAGGUCCUCCUGAGUUCCAUAGCCUCAUUUCUUACAGACAGGGAAACUGAGGCUCAGAGCGGCGGAGGUUACCCAAGGUCACAAGGCCGAACAUUUUCAGAAUUCUUUCAGAACUCAAAGGGCAUUUAGAGGAGAAGGAAGGCUGAAAUCACUAACACAUAUAGGGCUUCCUUUGGUAUCAAAGUACUUUACUUGGAUUAAUUUAUUAAAACCUAUCCAGUGGUUUACA
This is a messenger RNA of Macaca mulatta (Rhesus monkey), 4398 nucleotides long. It is a transcript of the gene KCNA7, whose product is annotated as potassium voltage-gated channel subfamily A member 7. Gene Ontology annotation, biological process: potassium ion transmembrane transport; protein homooligomerization; action potential. The record is from RefSeq and is a predicted model, not a curated record. Lineage: Eukaryota; Metazoa; Chordata; Mammalia; Primates; Cercopithecidae. Gene Ontology annotation, molecular function: protein binding; delayed rectifier potassium channel activity. Gene Ontology annotation, cellular component: voltage-gated potassium channel complex; membrane.